GCAGCAGGAAUAGCCAGUCGUGCGGGAAUCUCGUCGGGAGGCGGAUGCGAGCGACUCUGGCGCGAGUUCGCGGAGCGUGCUGAUAUGGUAGUUCUGGCCCUUAAUUAAACCCCACAUUUUUCCGCAGGAGAGCCCGCAGGGGGUUAAGGAGAUGUGAUAUUGGUGGUUGCAGUGUCCGGGAUUUAGAGCGCGAUGUGACGAGUCCUCGGCUUGAAUGCAAAUUUUUCUGGUAAUUUGGGGGCUGAUCUGAGUGCGUCGGUACGGUUUGGGGUGGUUUGGACGAUUAUCGAGGUGUGAGGCGGGGUUGUUGUGGCUAGUGUAUAUUUAGUUGCUUCGCACCUUCACAUACUUUGUAUUUAUAGCUCGGGCUGUUCGCGUGGAGUAAUUAAAUGGAAUGACAGUGAGGUGUUGAAUGUACUUGGCCUGAUGGUAUCAAGAAGAUGCUGUGGUUCGUUCUUAUGGCUGGCGGUUGUUGCAAUAAACUCGGUUUGCUGCCCUUCAUCUCACGCCAAGGCCUCAGGAACAGGUGACAGGCGAGCCAGGGAGCUAACUGCCACGGAGAUGCCGCAGUUGGAUGACCCGGUCGUGCCCGAUAUUCCCAAAACCGAUCCCUGUUAUCGUUUCAUAUACGGGAACAUGGAGAAACACGAGUUUUAUAGUCCCGGAUUUGAAGAUAAACCCACUUACACGAACAACACCAAUUGUGUCCGAAUCCUGCAAGCUCCCGCUAACAAAAUCAUCCGCCUUGAUUUCCGAGACUACUUCGAGAUCGAGGAGAGCUCCAACUGCGACAACGACUUCCUCGAGGUCAGGGACGGCAUGCACGGUUACAACACUCUCCUCGAGAAGAAGUUCUGCGGGAUAAACGAGUUUCCUCCGAUUAUUCAAUCUUCGGAUAGGUACUUGUGGAUCCACUUCAAGUCGGACGAAAAUAUCGAGUACCGGGGCUUCCGGGCGGUGUUCGAGUACGUCGACAGGCCGCCGGGGUUUCCUAGCCCCGAUAAGCCGCUAUGCCAAGUGAAGAAGGAGAACGCCGAAGAGGGCAAAAUCAGCAAAAGCGACGACAUUCCCGAGGAGGUGAGGAACUUCACGGAGCGGUACAGGGUGGCCACGGACUGCGUGUGGGCGAUCACGGUCAAGCCCAACCAGAAGAUUCAGCUGCAGUUCGAGAAAUUUGAGCUGGACAAGCCCAACGAGUGCGACAACAACUUCGUGCAGGUUUUUAUGAACAAUACGGACAUGCCUAACAUGGAGAAGAAGUUCUGCGGCUCGAUGGCUGAUACGGUGCUGUCCAAGAAGAACGUGAUGUUUGUUCGGUUCUUCGCUGUUUACAACUCGACCAACAAGACGCACUUCGAGGCGAAUUAUACGGCGUACAGGGAUAUCGACAAACAAUCAUCCGACAGCGGCAAAGACUCCUGCACCGACGACGAAUUCAGCUGCGAAGAUGCCACCUGCAUAUCGAAGAAGUUGCGCUGCAACGGCGUCUACAACUGCCGGUUCCGAUGGGACGAAGACAACUGCCAGAGUGCUCAAACACUGUCGCUCAACGACGACCACAUCAUCGUCAUCAUGGUUAUUUUUUCUUUAAUUUUGGCAGGGAUGUGUUUCACGUUCAUUUUUAACUGUAUCAAGAAGUUAAUCAGGGACCACCAAACAAUACAGGAGUACAUCCGGCAGAGCAGGGAGCAGCAGCUCAACGAGCUGGACAAACAAGAACCAGCUGACAAGAAGCUGUCGAAAUCGGCUUCCAGGUCGCGUUCCAACAGCUCGCCCUCGAUGAACUCGGGCCACUUCGACGUGGCGAACGCCGCCACCACCCCCUGCUACGUGCCGGGCGGCGAGCUGCUGCCGAUCCUGAUCCGGAACGAGCGCAGCAUGAGUCCUCCGAACGGGGAUGCCUACCAUACCAACAUCUACACGGUGGACAACGAGCCCAUGCCCGAGAUGUGCGACAGCGCCUGCCAGACCCGGGAGAGCCUCUUCACCGCCGCCGGCUACAGCUCCGGCAACAGCACGCCCAACCACAGCGUGCACACCAACUCGCCGCCGGCGCCCUUCAGCACCUUCGGCUACAAGAAGGACGCCAAGUUUAAAGCCGAGGCGAAGAUCGAGGUGGCCUCGAGCAAGAAGUCCAGCAAGUUCGAGGACAAGCGCCGCCCCUACAGCGUCCAGACGACCAAAUCGGCGCCCGACGUCAUCGUCACGCACUGACAGUUGUUGAACGCCGAGUGGGAGCCGUACAAGCGACGCCACCCCCGGCACUUCCUCCGCACGACCGACAAACUCCUCCAAGGGGAGCGCAGCGUCGAGACGCAGACUUGCGACGCGGAUUUCGACGAUACGUGAUAUCGCGCCAAAGGACACUUGUUUUUCACGGUUUUAUCGCGGAUUUCUUUCGGGUGAUACGUGAGGGGUGCGCGAGUGAAGUGAGUCGGCUCCGAGGGGUCUGCGGGGGUGUUAUUUUCUUGUUGAGGGAGAGUGCUCUGCAAACUGGGUACAGUCCCGUUUGCAGAACACUCCGUAUUGUAUAUUUUGUUAAUAAACUAAUCAAGUAAGUAAAACCUUCCAAACAAUGAGUUGCACCUACCUGCCUUGCUGUUGAACUUUAAAUAAGUUGACUUUACCGAUUUCGAGGGAUUUUACUGACCUAGUUAGAAUAAUAAAUUGAAAAUGUCUUUUAAACUCUAGAUAAUUUUAUUACAAGAUUUGUAAAAAAAGAAAAACGGGAAAUUGGAACUCGGCGUCACAGCCACAUUGUAUUUCAAGUAAGAUCUGUAAAUAUAUCACAACAAUAAAUUAUCACAAGAAA
Messenger RNA from Zophobas morio, 2812 nucleotides. RefSeq names its product bone morphogenetic protein 1 homolog. The record is from RefSeq and is a predicted model, not a curated record. The transcript has 10 exons. The coding region runs from base 427 to 2214 and encodes 595 amino acids. Gene Ontology annotation, molecular function: protein binding. NCBI's taxonomy places the organism in Eukaryota, Metazoa, Arthropoda, Insecta, Coleoptera, Tenebrionidae.